Linum trigynum is the source of this 2179-nucleotide messenger RNA. Lineage: Eukaryota; Viridiplantae; Streptophyta; Magnoliopsida; Malpighiales; Linaceae. The record is from the annotation of a GenBank genome assembly.
AACGAGGAACCUGACUUUGUCCUAGAAUUAAUUCUCAGAUGAAAAUACAUAUGUCCUGACCUUUGACCUAGGAAAAUGAGUUUGCACUUACUAUCAUAUCAACUACUAAGUUGCAUAGAUGCACCUCUUUGCUCUUCAUUGAGGAAAUUAGGAAUCAAUGAAUUAUGUGAGUACAUGAUUUCUUUACAAUAAUUACCAUCGUCACUUUUAAUCACCAUAGUCUUAGCUAACAGAAACAUGGAUGAAUAAAGAAAUUGGAGAAGCGUAGACCUAACUUAAUGAAACCUAGGCGAAUAAUUCAAAUGAAAGAGGUAAAUGAACAGUCAACAUUGGGCGUACCUUUAGGCAACAAUCUCCUGUCCCCACCCACUUGCAAUUUGACAAGUCAAGAGAAGGCACUUCCCAUCUGUACUUCCAUUUCUUUUUGGAAAGACUCUCGACCUCUUCAUCGGAUAAGUUUUUUUCUAAAUGUAAAAGAAAAGAACUGCAAGCACAAAGAUAUAGCGACUUUGAGAAGCUGCAGCAAAAGGUUAUUGAGAAGUAAAUACGAACAGAAAGACGAGCAAUUACAGAUGCUUUUUCAAGGACAAUAAUGAUCAACCACACGCAAACAAUCAGCACUCAUGCUAGAAACCAAAAGACGAUGACAGUAGAAUAUUUAGGUGCAUCUCCCACAAAGACAUGAGCAUGCAACAACGAAGAAUGACAUAGAUUAAUAUUCAGGGGCCAUGUGCUGACAAUAAUACCAUCAUCAACCUUAAAAGAAUUUAUCCAUUAAAUAAGAUCAAUCAUUAUUUAUAACUGCAAGACAAACAUAACCUGGUAACACCACGCUCCAGGAACAAUUAGUCCUUAAUGAGACAAGACUCCUAAACCCAGAGCAUAAAAGCUGGCUUUAGUAUUCAAUCAAGUAAAGAGUGUGUCUGCCGUAGAAAAAAAGGGGAUACAAUCACAACCUGUGCAACUUACUGAAUGCCGUUUGUUCGAUCAGUGCUCAUUAAUGAUGUCGUUUGUUCGAUCCUUGCCAGCGACAACUUUUUUUGCUUAUCUCCUCCUUUCCUAAAUGCCGCCGUUUUGCCCACUAAAAGUAAAACCCUACGAGCAGCUAAACUCGAUCCCUCUCCCGCGCAUGAGAAGAGAAGCAGCAGCGACAACCGCGUCUGCAACGGGAAGCAGCGAAGGCGAAUCCUUCCUCCAGCCGGCGAAAUCAAGCAGCAGCGACGCGAUUCUCCACCGUCGAAGAGAACCUACAGCCGGUCGCCAUCUCCCUCCUCCACCCGACGUUUCGUUCGAGCCUCUCCAUCGGACGAAUCCUCUCCUCUAGCAGCGUCGAAACAGCCGGCCUUCCCGCUCCCCAGCAGCAUCGACGAUCUCCUCUGCUUGAGGUUACUUUAUAUAUAUAUAUAUAUUAUUAUAACUAAUCAUCGAGCGUACUGUUUUGAUUUCUGUUUGAGUGUGGCUGAGCUAGGUAUUUGCUUUUUUUUAGUUGCAGACAAAAAGAUGAAGAGGCGAAAACUGAGUAAGAAGGUCGCUGUUUCUACGCCCCAUACCAUCUCGAACACGGAGUAUUGGAGUGAUGAUGGUAAUCGUUUCCUUGAGUUUCAGUUUAUGUUAGAUUUUACAGUCACUGGGUUUCAUCCAUACUGUUGUUAUUCUGUUCUUGGUCCUAUAUCAAAUUGGCCAUCUUCGGUAACUUGGAGAUCUAGAGUCUCAACUAAUAGUUGUUCUUCACUCAUGACUUCUUUAGUCUUUUUUUAGUUCAUUAAGAGUUUAUUAUGUAGGGCUCAGUUAGGAGUUUCGUUAAUCUGUCACGAUCUUAUCCCCCAGCAUAGUAAAGUGCCCUGCAGCUUGUGUACUGAAGUAGAGGAAGCAUGCAUCUUUCUUUGUACUUUUAGCAUCAUGCUGGUUUGAUUGCUUGUUAUGUGUUAGUGAAGUCUACUAAAUCAUUUUUGUUACUUAAUAUGUUAUAAAUGUAACACAUUAUGAUAAUGUAGACUUUUUGUUCGUUUAAGUGAAUAUCACCUUCUGUGUAACUAAAGGACUGUGCAUUACCCUGCUCCAUAGUUAAGAUGCAUUACCCUACUCCUCUUUUGCCGUUAUUCCUACAAAGGACUGUGCAUUCCCUUCUGUGUAACUAAAGGUCUGCCUUAAUUACGGAAAAGAAAAUGCUCAGGCUUAG